Messenger RNA from Coregonus sp. 'balchen', 17855 nucleotides. The record is from the annotation of a GenBank genome assembly. NCBI's taxonomy places the organism in Eukaryota, Metazoa, Chordata, Actinopteri, Salmoniformes, Salmonidae.
CGGAACAAUGAGGUCACCCACAUUAAGAUCCAGAACUCAGGGGACUACUACGACCUGUAUGGAGGGGAGAAGUUUGCCACGCUGGCAGAGCUGGUGCAAUACUACACAGAGCAGCACGACCUCCUCAGAGAGAGGAACGGAGACGUCAUCGAGCUCAAGUACCCACUCAACUGUAAGGACCCCACCUCCGAGAGGUACGCACAAACACACACACACACGCAUGCACACACACAGCUGCACACACACAUAAAUGAAAACAACCACAGACACAGCAUUUACAAUAAAAUGCGCGCACACACACACCCUGUUAUAACCUUCACGAACGUAUCUGUGCUGGCAUUUCUGUCUCUCUACACAGUGGGAAGUACAGUGUAUCAGUUUGCAUCUAAUUCCAAGAACAACGUGUGAUCUCUGUAGAGGAUGGUUUCUGUGAUUUCUCCAUGAAACACCCGUUGAGAUCUCUUGCUGGAACCUCCUACACAUUUACAUGUGCAAGCGCUCAUACAGAGAAACACACAGACACACACAAUUUAGAUUUCUUUGUAAACACCAUCACAUGUGCAAACUCACACGGUCAGAAACACACACACACACACUUUUCGAUUUCUUAUGUAAACAAUUACACGUAAAUGGAAGGGUUGGGGUGAUUUCCAUUUCCUCAUUACUUUUUAAUAGUAUUAGUAUUUUCAAACAUAAUAGUCAUAAAUUGUCUACCGAUCUACACUAGGUGGUACCACGGGCACCUCUCUGGGCGCGACGCUGAGAAGCUGCUCACGGACAAGGGCAAGCCUGGCAGUUUCCUGGUACGGGAGAGCCAGAGCAAGCCGGGUGACUUUGUGCUCUCUGUCCUCACCAAUGAGGAGAAACACGAGAACGUAGACCGCAAGACCAAGGUCACCCACGUCAUGAUUCGCUACCAGGUAAGACCAGCUAGGGCCUUCACAUAUACAGUGGGGUCCGAAAUUAUUGACAUCCUUGAUAAAGAUGAGAAAAAAUAACUGUAUGUAAUAAAUAAUUUAAAUACUGAGCUAUAUUGUAUGCUCAAAAAAUACAAUUGCUCAGAGAAAGAUCUUGUUUAACAAGUAAUACUUUUUUUCCCAAAGGUAGAGGUCAAAAUUAUUGACACCCCUGUUUUCAAUACCUUUCAAUAACCUCACAAUACGAGGAUAACGGCACUGAGCCUUUUUCUAUAAUGUUUUAUGAGUUGAAGAACACAUUCUGAGGGAUUUUAGACCAUUCCGCCAUACAAAAUCCUUCCAGAUCCUUGAUAUCCUUCAUCUACACUUAUGGAUUGCCCUCUUCAAUUAAAACCACAGGUGACUGAGAUGGCCAUUACAAAAUAUAUAUAUUUUGUGGCCAAUUAACCAUUUCUUUGUGGAUUUUGAUGUGUGCCUGGGGUUAUUGUCUUGCUGGAAGAUCCACUUGCGGCCAAGCUUCAGCCUCCUGGCAGAGGCAACCAGGUUUUUGGCUAAAAUGUCCUGGUACUGGGUAAAGUUCAUGAAGGCGUUGACCUUAACAAGAGUCCCAGGACCAGUGGAUGGAAAUUGCCCCAUAACAUCAAAGAUCCACCACCAUAUUUUACAGUAGGUAUGGGGUUAUUUUCUGCUCAUGCAUUCGCAUUUCGACACCAAACCCACCACUGGUGUGCGGGACCAAAGAGCUCUAUUUUCAUGUUAUCUGACCAAAGCACCGGUAACCAAUCCAAGUGCCAAUGCCGUUUAACAAACUCCAGGCGUUUACAUUUGUUGGAUGACAUGAAAAAAUUGCUCUUUGGCCACUCACACUAGUGGUGGGUUUGGCGUCGAAAUUAGAAUGCAUGAGCAGAAAAUAACCCCAUACCUACUGUAAAAUAUGGUGGUGGAUCUUAGAUGUUAGGAGAAUUAGGUUAAGGUUAGGAAAAGGGUUAGGGUUAGCAAAAAUGCUCCCGACGCAACUCAAACAUGCAACUUUUGACAUUAGCUGCAUCCCUUCUAGCCAUGACCAGCUAGUAAGGACUAGAAUGCUUGUAGGGCUAGCAGGUAGGCUAGGGGCUAUCCGGCUAGCUGGCAGGGAUAGCAGGCUAGUAGGGAUAGCAGGCUUGUAGGCAAGCUAGCUGUCAGGCUAGUAGGGGCUAGCAGGCUAGAAGGGCUAGCAAACAACAUAAUUUAUGUGUGUUUCCAGCAGGAUGGGAAGUAUGACGUGGGUGGAGGAGAGAGGUUUGACACGCUGGCUGACCUGGUGGAUCACUACAAGAAGAACCCCAUGGUGGAGAAGAGUGGAAUUGUUGUUCACCUCAAACAGGUGAGAGACUGGACCAGUGCAUUCAGACAGCCGCACAUGAAACAAUGUUGGACUUGUAAAGAAAAUGGAAGCCAUGUUGUUUUCAGAACAACAUCUACUCUGAUAAAACCGGAUGUGUUAAGUAUAUUAAUUAAGUGUCAUUCAAAGGAUGGGUAUGCUGCAAAUUCUAUAGCAGUAAUAUAAUUUAAUGUGAAGGGUGGAUCAUAUGAUAAUCCAUGGAGUUAAUGUACUGCUCUUCCCUUUCCCAACGGAAGCCCUUCAAUGCCACCAGGAUAAAUGCAGCCAACAUUGAGAACAGGGUGAAGGAACUAAACAAAGUGGCCGACAACUCAGAGAAGCCCAAACAGGGAUUCUGGGAAGAGUUUGAGGUACGAGAGCGGUGGUAUCGUCAUCACCGCCAGUGUGUUUAAAUGACUGUGGAUUACACAUAUCAUCUCAUAUUCCAAAACAUGGAAGUCAAGAUUAAGAGAAUGUAAAUCCAGUAUGUUCAUGAGGCAUUUCCUGAAGGACAACACACAGCACAUUAUUGUUAACUCUAAGAUGGACACCACUGGUUCCUGUCAUAGUCUGGUUAUGGGCCCUGAUCAAAGGUUGUGCACUAUAUAGUGUGGUCCUCUGUAGCUCAAUUGGUAGAGCAUGGUGCUUGUAACGCCAGGGUAGUGGGUUCGAUCCCCGGGACCACCCAUACGUAAAAAUGUAUGCACACAUGACUGUAAGUCGCUUUGGAUAAAACCGUCUGCUAAAUGGCAUAUUAUAUUAUAUUAUUAUUAUAUAGGAAAUAUGGUGCCAUUUGGGAUACAACCUGGGUCUAAGGGAUUUGUCUCAUUAUAACCUCUUGAUUUUACCCUCAGCCUCCCCUAGGGGCAGUGGAUGGGUACACACUGCAUAGGGCCAGGUGUGUUCAGGCAUGACUAUACAAAAAGUUGUCUAGCAUGAGUUUACAUAAUAAGAUUCAUGAUCUGAUGUACAUCCAAUCCAUAGUGACCCCUACUGUAUAUGUGACCAAACAUACCCAAAGCAGGCCUAAGCCAAACUCAAAUUAUUAUGAUCUAAUUAUAUUUACAUUACAUGUCAGACUGAUGUCCUUAGUGUAAUAGUUAACUCGUGCUUUUUCUGUGGCUCAGAUUCUUCACUCCAAAAUGACUUCCUAGGCUUUGGUCAAAAAUAUUGCACUAGAUUGCCAUUGGGGAAUGCCAUUUCAGAUACUGCCUCUGUCUGACUUUUUUGUAUGUCUUCUUUCUCUCACCUUGUUCUCUUCUCUUCUUUCUUCUCUCUUCUUCCAGGUGCUACAGCAGCAGGAGUGUAAGCUCCUCUACCCUAGGAAAGAAGGGCAGAGAGCAGAGAACAAGAGUAAAAACAGAUACAAGAACAUCCUCCCUUGUGAGUGAGAUAUCGACCUGUACCUCCUGUCUACAAAACCUCCCUGUGCGUGUGUGACCAAAGACCCUAAUCCCUGUCUAUCUGUGUUCCAGUUGACACCACACGGGUGGAGAUCAGGGAAGCAGAUACAGACGUGCCUGGCUCCAACUACAUCAACGCCAACUACAUCAGAGUGAGUUCUGGAAACAGCCUGGAGAUGAAGAACCAAGAAUUGAGUUAUGCACUUCAUAGCUGAGUGGAAUAAUUGCACUUAGGGGCGAAUCCUAACUUCCACUUAAGUAAAUGUUUCCCUUAAUCUCCCAUUGACAUCAAAGCAUGACUAAUGCUGCUUUUUGACUAUAACACCAGUGUUACACUAGUGUAUACACCCUUAUGUUAUACUAGGGAAAUUGUCAGCUAGGGCUGACAGUGAGGACUUGUGAAGAGCAGAAUCAACAACCUCUGCAUAAUCAAACGAGUUGCUUUGUGAGAAGGUGUUAAAGUUGACAGUUAGCCAUUGUUAUGUAAAUGUGAGCUGAAAUGUACCAGGGGCUUGGCAUUGACCCCAAGCGAGAGCAGUUCCGCCGGAGCCAUGGCCCAGUGAGACACGGGUGCCGGCCCGAGUAGAUGGAAACAGAAAAGUGAACAUUUGGCUUGAAUUUGAUUUGCCCCUUACACUUAGUGCCUUCAGAAAGUAUUCAUACCCCUUGACAUAUUCCACAUUUUGUUGUGUUACAGCCUGAAUUCAAGAUUGAUUUAUUUUCUCACCCACAAUACACCAUAAUGACAAAGUGAAAACAGGUUUUUAUAAAUGUCUUCAAAUGUAUUGAAAAUGAAAUACAGAAAUAUCUAAUUUACAUAAGUAUUUGCACCUCUGAGUCAAUACUUUGUAGAACACCUUUGGUGGCGAUGACAGCUUUGAGUCGUCUUGGGUAUGUCUGUAUCAGCUUUGCACAUCUGGAUUUGGGGAUUUACUUCCAUUCUUCCUUACAGAUUUUCUCAAGCUCUGUUAAGUUAGAUGGGGAGCGGCGAACAGCAAUCUUUAAGUCUUUCCACAGAUUUUCAAUGGGAUUCAAGUCUGGGCUUUAGCUGGGCCACUCAAGGACUUUCACAUUCUUGUUCUGAAGCCAUUCCAGCGUUGCUUUGGCUAUAUGCUUGGGGGGGGGGGGGUCAUUGUUCUGUUGUAACGUAAAUCUUCGCCCCAUUCUAAGGUCGUUUGCACUCUGAAGCAGGUUCUCAUCAAGGAUUUGUCUGUAUUUGGCUCUAUUCGUUGUUCCCUCUAUCCUUACCAGUCUCCCAGUCCCUGCUGCUUAAAAGCAUACCCAUAGCAUGACGCUAGCCACCACCAUACUUCACGGUAGGGAUGGUGUUAGACAGGUGAUGCGCUAUGCCUGGUUUUCUCCAGACAUAGCGCUUUGCAUUCAGGCCAAAGAGUUCAAUUUUUGUCUCAUCAGACCACAGAAUAUUUUGCCUUAUGCUCUCAGUCUUUCACAUGCCUUUUUGAAAACUCCAGGCAUGCUGUCAUGUGCCUUUUUCUCAGGAGUGGCUUCCGUCUGGCCACUGUCCAAUAUAGCCCAGAUUGGUGAAGUGCUGUAGAGACUUUUGUCCGUCUGGCAGGUUCUCCCAGAUAAGUUAUAUGUUCAGCCAAAGAACUCUGUAGUUCUGUCAGAGUGGUCAUGUGGUUCAUGGUCACCUCGUGACCAAGGACCUUCUUGCCCUGUUGCUCAGUUUGGUCAGACGGCCAGCACUAGGCAGAGUCUGGGUAGUUCCAAAUGUUUUCCAUUUCCCAAUGAUGGAGACCACUGUGCUCUUGGAAACGUUCAACACACUAGAAAUUGUUUUAUACCCUUCCCCAGAUAUAUGCCUCAACACAAUUCUAUAUCAGCGCUCUACAGACAGUUCUUUGGACUUAUAAUUUCUGAUCUGACUUGCACUGUCAACUGUGGGACCUUAUAUAGAGAAGUGUGUUUCUUUCUAAAUCCUGUCCAAACAAUUGAAUUGGCCACAGGUGGACUCCAAUCAAGUUGUAGCGACAUCUCAAGGAUGAUCAAAUGAAAUUAGAUGCACCUGAGCUCAAUUUGGAGCGGCAUAGCAAAGGGGUGUGAAUACAUAAUGUUGUCAAUAAAUUCAAAAAUGUCAAACAACAAAUUUCCACUUUGUCAUUAUGGGGUAUUGUGUAUAGAUGGGUGAGAGAAAAAAAUCAUUUUGAAUUCAGGCUGUAACACAACAAAAUGUGGAAUAAGUCUAGGGGUAUGACUACUUUCUGAAGGCACUGUAAAUAUUACAGCAAUAUGGCCAUAUUCUAAUGUGCGUAAUAUGAAACAGAUCUGAGCACUGGAAACUCUGGAAGUUCCUCACAAUGUCUCUACUGAUGGACCCAUACAUAUUGUCACAGUCGGGCCCCAAAGUUUUGUCCUGUUCCCAUACUGUAGCCUAUGUGCUGUCAUAGCCAACUCUUCUAUGUUUGGCAUGAAAAUGAACUAACACAGUGAGGAGUUGGCUAAAGCACAAACAGACUGAACCACCACCAGGCUACCAAUGUUCAUAUGUUCCCCACGAAUGAAGACAUGAAAUUAAUGAAGUACUGUAUGUUUCUCUCGUCCAGAGUAUGCAUGAAGAGGGCCGCCACGUGGAGGAGGGCAAGGUGUUCAUCGCCACCCAGGGCUGCCUUCAGAACACCGUGGUCGACUUCUGGAAGAUGGUCUACCAGGAAAAAACACACGUCAUUGUCAUGACCACCAAGGAGAUGGAGAGAGGACGGGUGAGGGCAUAGAAGUAUAAUUACUGGGUCCAAAAUCUGGUCGGGCGAUAACGGUAUCAUCUAUGGAACCACAUACAGUCGUGGUCAAAAGUUUUGAGAAUGACACAAAUACUAAUUUUCACAAAGUCUGCUGCCUCAGUUUUGAUGAUGGCAAUUUGCAUAUACUCCAGAAUGUCAUGAAGAGUGAUCAGAUGAAUUGCAAUUAAUUGCAAAGUCCCUCUUUGCCAUGAAAAUGAACUUAAUCCCCCAAAAACAUUUCCACUGCAUUUCAGCUCUGCCACAAAAGGACCAGCUGCCAUCAUGUCAGUGAUUCUCUCGUUAACACAGGCGAGAGUGUUGAUGAGGACAAGGCUGGAGAUCACUCUGUCAUGCUGAUUGAGUUAGAAUAACAGACUGGAAGCUUUAAAAAGAGGGUGGUGCUUGAAAUCAUUGUUCUUCCUCUGUUAACCAUGGUUACCUGCAAGGAAACACGUGCCGUCAUCAUUGCUUUACACAAAAAGGGCUUCAUAGGCAAGGAUAUUGCUGCUAGUAAGAUUGCACCUAAAUCAACCAUUUAUCGGAUCAUCAAGAACUGAUAUUGUGCAAAAGGUACAGGGAUUGGACUGCUGAGGACUGGGGUAAAGUCAUUUUCUCUGAUGAAUCCCCUUUCAGAUUGUUUGGGGCAUCCGGAAAACACCUAGUCUGGAGAAGACAAGGUGAGCGCUACCUCAGUCCUGUGUCAUGCCAACAGUAAAGCAUCCUGACACCAUUCAUGUGUGAGGUUGCUUCUCAGCCAAGGGAGUGGGCUCACUCACAUAUUUGCCUAAGAACACAGCCAUGAAUAAAGAAUGGUACCAACACAUCCUCCGAGAGCAACUUCUCCCAACCAUCCAAGAACAGUUUGGUGACGACCAAUGCCUUUUCCAGCAUGAUGGAGCAACUUGCCAUAAGGCAAAAGUGAUAACUAAGUGGCUCAGGGAACAAAACAUCGACAUUUUGGGUCCAUGGCCAGGAAACUCCCCAGACCUUAAUCCCAUUGAGAACUUGUGGUCGAUCCUCAAGAGGCGGGUGGACAAACAAAAACCCCACAAAUUCUGACAAACUCCAAGCAUUGAUUAUGCAAGAAUGGGCUGCCAUCAGUCAGGAUGUGGCCCAGAAGUUAAUUGACAGCAUGCCAGGGCGGAUUGCAGAAGUCUUGAAAAAGAAGGGUCAACACUGCAAAUAUUGACUCUUUGCAUAAACUUAAUGUAAUUGUCAAUAAAAGCCUUUGACACUUAUGGAAUGCUUGUAAUUAUACUUCAGUAUACCAUAGUAACAUCUGACAAAAAUAUCUCAUAACACUGAAACAGCCAACUUUGUGAAGACCAAAUACUUGUGUCAUUCUCAAAACUUUUGACCGCGACUGUACAUUCCCCCAUGGUGGGGAUCCCAGUUUGCUCUUUUCACAAAUAAAUUAAAACGUUAGGCAUUCAGAAUUUUUUUAUAAAAGAGGGGAGAGGAAGGGGAUAGGCAUUCCUAUCAAGUCAAUGUAAUACUAUUUCUAUGGAUGAAGGUCUCACGCUGACACCAUCUCUGUUUAGAAGUACAUCAGUGGAUGGGUUGCAUGUAGGGACGGAUAGAUACUUAUCAGAACUGAACUUCAGGAGGCUAGCAAUACAUUGUUUGGCUAACUCCCCCCCCUCCCAUCCAAAACAGCUGGUUGUCAGCCAGUCUCCGGGAUGAGCAGGAUAGUAUGACAGCUAAGCUGCUUGUAAAGCUACUUGUGAAGAAAGCGUGGCCUUCUAGAUUAUCUAAUGCUCCACUUUUCCCUCUUCAGAACAAGUGUGUGCGUUACUGGCCCGACCUCAACGCCACUAAGGAGUUUGGGAAAGUGAGUGUGAAGAACGUGGAGGAGCAUCCGGCUCAGGACUACAUCCUGAGGGAACUGGAGGUGACGCGUUUGGACAGGGUAAGACAGCCCCCUGUAGUGACCACAUAAAUCCAAAUAGGUUCUUUAUAAAAUUGGUCUAGUUUGGUAUGGCACAUUGUCUUUCACCUUAACUAAGUCCACUUGUGAUGGGGGGUUGAUUUCUGGUUGGAUAAAUUAAUGUAUAAUUAACAGGUACCACAGGCCAUUUCUGAGUGACCACCGUAAGAUUUGAGUAAUGCACUAUUUUGCCAAGUUCAACGUGCAAAUCGCCCCUCCACCCAUUUCGCUUCCCUUAAUUGAAUGGGGCUGCCAUGUUUCAUCUCCCAACGCGUUCAAAGGACGGCUGACUGAAAAGACACAUAUGGAUUGACCAUGCCUCCACAGCCAAAGUAUGCUAUGGUUUGCGUGCCCUGCUGAAGGACCCUAGUAUGCGGAAUAGGUGGUUGGAGCCUGCACAAGUAACGUUAGCUUGGUGUGCAACGACCGGUGGUUGUAAGUAUAACUAGAGAUACUGGAAUAUAAUGACCUCUCUGGUAUAACUUAGCUAACGACUUUAGAUAACGUUAUUGCUUGUUAUGUAGCUUGGUAGCUAUCUUGUGAUAAAGCGAUGCAGGCUAGCUAACGUUUUAGAUAACGUUAGAGUAGCUAGCUAGAUAACUAGCUAGUUAAUUACCUCAUUACAACGUAGGUCGUAGCUCAUACAAGUAUAUUGUGUAUUGUCUAAAUACUGCUGGUUAUGUAACGUUAUAUUUUGAUAAUGCUAGCGAGGAAGGCUAGCUAGCUACAUGCUAGCUAAAGUUACAUAGAUAGCUAGCUAGCUAAUGUUAGCCUACAAUCAGAUUUAUAAUUCAGUUCGUAGCAUAUACAAGUGUAUUCUGUAUUGUCUAGGGCAGGGUUUCCCAAACUCGGUCCUCGGGACCCCAAGGGGUGCACUUUUUGGUUUUUGCCAUAGCACUACACAGCUGAUUCAAAUAAUUAGCUUUUUGGUGUUAAUUUAAGGUUAGGCAUAAGGUUAGCAGUGUGAUUAGGUUAAGAUAAAUUGUAGAAAUGGGCGGGGUUUGACUUUGUGGCUGUGGUAACUAGCGACGACCUAGAACUAGAUUGACCCAAGUUACUUCCCUGAUGACACAGAUGGCUUCAUCAACGUGUUAUGUGAAAAGUUGUAUAAAAAAAUACCCAGUUUGAUCAACUAGUAGGUUAAUUACCCAGCCAAGCAGAUACAAGUAGUAGAGUCAUUUUGGUUGUGAAGUGCAUUAUCAAAAAGCGUUGUCCUUUCUUUAUAAUAAAAAUGCUAUUUAUCGCUUGGCUGUCUAUUGUAUCACCCUGUCACAGGCCCUCCCAGUCAACACCACCUCAUAAGAUGAGUAAGUACAUUGUUUAUGAGGAUUGCCUGCUGCAGUUGUUUGAGCGAUUUCCAGUUUGCAGCCGAACAUGCAACAUAGAGAAGACCAGCAAGGGGACCCUCAGCAUCAUGCAGACGUGCCCUCGCUGUGAGCAUUCCUAUAACUGGAAUAGGGCGGACACUUGAAUAAGGUUGGUGAAAACAGUUUCGAGUUUUGUCCCAAUUCACCUUCAUAACCUAGCCUGGGGGAACCAGCCUGAUUCCUGCGUUUACCAUUAUAUUUCACUUCACAUAUCAUGAUAUCUGAAGUGAAAUAAAAAGGUGAAUGCAGCGAUCAGAUUGGUUCUACCAUGCUAAUCAUAACCACCAUUGAUAAUCUAAUCAGUGCUCUGUGUGUUUGUGUGUGACCGACCAGUAUCUUUGAUGAGGGGACAGGAGCUGAUCGACGCUGCUAUGCCCAUCAAUGGGGCGCUGGCAAAGACCUUACCUCCUGCCUCACAUCUUGCCUGCUCGCCAAUGGUCGUCGAUGGAGAGACCAGAAUUAGGUAGGUUUAGUCUGACCUGUUCAAACUUCGAAAUAGUAUGUGUGUUUGUCAUAUAUCACCUAUCCUAACUGCCUUGGUAAUAGAACAGUGACUAUGUGUGUAUGUGUUCACAGAAAUAUGUAUGGAGCCAGCACAUGGAGACUUGCAAGAUGAUGUGAUGAAGUCCAGACUGAUACUGAUGUCUCUAAAUGGGGCCUGGCACUCUGCAUACAUUUUUUACUAGACACAACUUUUACUUGUAUUGUUUUUUUAUUUAUUAUUGGGUUGAAUGUUAUCAGUCAAUAUGGGGAGGGAGAAACCCAAUGUAUUCUGCACCAGGAUCAAUGAACUCCUGUUGUAUACGGGACACCACACAGGGAGGUACUCUGACAUGUUUGCCAAGGUAGCCCCAUUAACACCAGACAAAAUGCAGAUAGGCACAGUAUCUGUAUUGGCUGGGAAUGACAAUAAAAAGUGAAAGGUGCAAAUUGUUAUACUGUAUUAGCAGAACACUGCUUCUAUGGUAUUAUGUAAAGGGUUGUUUAUUCUACAUGGACCUGUUACUACAUUUGAAAGUUAUCAAAACACUUAGUUUAGAAUAUCUACAGAAAGUCAACAAUUGCAUUCUUCUCAUAUUACUCUGUAGGCUACUGACCAAUUCAAAGUUUCCGCCGGCAUCUCCCCAUACAUCUGCCUGUAGUUAUUGAACUCAACCUGCCAGAGGUUUGUUUGUUGUGAUUGAGUGGGGGGAAACGGCUGCGGGCAAGGUUCUGACAAAUGGGUGUGUCAUGGUGGUGGCAAGGACACACUCAAGAAACACACACAUCAAACCACACCCCCAAGCCAACUCACGUUUGGCUUCUGUCAUGGCCGCCAGCAUUUCUUGAGGAGCAAGCCAAAAACCGAGGCCAAAUCAGCAGGUGCAGUUCCCUAUUAAGUAAGAACCUUUUUACUGCAUAGUGUCAUAAGGCCCCGAUUCCGACAUAGGAAAUGUAUGGCUUUUCCUACGCACUUCUCAGUAGUUGGUAUUGAGACUUACCUUAUAGAGGUGUGUAACCAGGUUUGCUGGUGUGGCGCCCUUGCGUACACUGAAUACAUUGAAUUCAACCCCAGAAAAAGCACCCAAUGGGCAGCCUGCGUAUUUGACCAGGGAGUUUUUGUUCAGUUAGUUUUUCUAAAACAGGGAUGGGCAACUUUGAUGGGGAGGGGAUGCCACAACAAAUCUGAACUCAUCAUGAUGGGCUGCUGUGGCAUUGUGGGUCUGUGUACCAACAUACAUAGCAACACAUGCCUUAUGGGGGUCCUAAGCAAAAUGUUGCGAGCAAAACAUUUUAGCGGCCCCCUUAUUGACAGCGGAGAGAAUAAUAAUAACAAAAAAGUUAAUUUCCUGCAAUUAUACACUUUGUCAUGUGGUGUAGAGAAAAUGUUGCAGUUUUAAAGCAAGUUUGCUGCAAUUUUACACAUUUUGCAAUGGGGCAGAGAGAAAAAGUGCAGUUUUACAACUAAUUUCCUGCAAUUCUACACAUUUUACCAUAGGGUAGAGAGAAAUGUUUGCUGUUUCUUAAAUGAUAUCUGAGGUGAUUGAGAAUAACAAAAUAAAUGGGGGCCACCCGGUCGGUAAUUCAACCAUAAUAUGCCAUUUAGCAGACGCUUUUAUCCAAAGCGACUUACAGUCAUGUGUGCAUACAUUUUUGUGUAUGGGUGGUCCCGGGGAUCGAACCCACUACCUUGGCGUUACAAGCGCCGUCAACCAUGAUUACUACAAGUUUAGAUAGCUAGCUAGACUAAUUUACCAAUCUAAAAAUGUUUAGCGGAUAUGGGUGAGUGACUGUCAGAGACUGACAUAACAAGAGAAAAAAAGCUUGUGUAUUCUACUAUUCUAAUUCUCUACAGUAAGUUGAGACUCCGACUGAGUUAAUACAAUACAGUGGGGAAAAAAAUUAUUUAGUCAGCCACCAAUUGUGCAAGUUCUCCCACUUAAAAAGAUGAGAGAGGCCUGUAAUUUUCAUCAUAGGUACACGUCAACUAUGACAGACAAAUUGAGAUUUUGUUUCUCCAGAAAAUCACAUUGUAGGAUUUUUAAUGAAUUUAUUUGCAAAUUAUGGUGGAAAAUAAGUAUUUGGUCACCUACAAACAAGCAAGAUUUCUGGCUCUCACAGACCUGUAACUUCUUCUUUAAGAGGCUCCUCUGUCCUCCACGCAUUACCUGUAUUAAUGGCACCUGUUUGAACUUGUUAUCAGUAUAAAAGACACCUGUCCACAACCUCAAACAGUCACACUCCAAACUCCACUAUGGCCAAGACCAAAGAGCUGUCAAAGGACACCAGAAACAAAAUUGUAGACCUGCACCAGGCUGGGAAGACUGAAUCUGCAAUAGGUAAGCAGCUUGGUUUGAAGAAAUCAACUGUGGGAGCAAUUAUUAGGAAAUGGAAGACAUACAAGACCACUGAUAAUCUCCCUCGAUCUGGGGCUCCACGCAAGAUCUCACCCCGUGGGGUCAAAAUGAUCACAAGAACGGUGAGCAAAAAAUCCCAGAACCACACGGGGGGACCUAGUGAAUGACCUGCAGAGAGCUGGGACCAAAGUAACAAAGCCUACCAUCAGUAACACACUAAGCCGCCAGGGACUCAAAUCCUGCAGUGCCAGACGUGUCCCCCUGCUUAAGCCAGUACAUGUCCAGGCCCGUCUGAAGUUUGCUAGAGUGCAUUUGGAUGAUCCAGAAGAGGAUUGGGAGAAUGUCAUAUGGUCAGAUGAAACCAAAAUAGAACUUUUUGGUAAAAACUCAACUCGUCGUGUUUGGAGGACAAAGAAUGCUGAGUUGCAUCCAAAGAACACCAUACCUACUGUGAAGCAUGGGGGUGGAAACAUCAUGCUUUGGGGCUGUUUUUCUGCAAAGGGACCAGGACGACUGAUCCGUGUAAAGGAAAGAAUGAAUGGGGCCGUGUAUCGUGAGAUUUUGAGUGAAAAACUUCCUUCCAUCAGUAAGGGCAUUGAAGAUGAAACGUGGCUGGGUCUUUCAGCAUGACAAUGAUCCCAAACACACCGCCCGGGCAACGAAGGAGUGGCUUCGUAAGAAGCAUUUCAAGGUCCUGGAGUGGCCUAGCCAGUCUCCAGAUCUCAACCCCAUAGAACAUCUUUGGAGGGAGUUGAAAGUCUGUGUUGCCCAGCGAUAGCCCCAAAACAUCACUGCUCUAGAGGAGAUCUACAUGGAGGAAUGGGCCAAAAUACCAGCAACAGUGUGUGAAAACCUUGUGAAGACUUACAAAAAACAUUUGACCUGUGUCAUUGCCAACAAAGGGUAUAUAACAAAGUAUUGAGAAACUUUUGUUAUUGACCAAAUACUUAUUUUCCACCAUAAUUUGCAAAUAAAUUCAUUAACAAUCCUACAAUGUGAUAUUCUGGAGAAAAAAAAUAGUUGACGUGUACCUAUGAUGAAAAUUACAGGCCUCUCUCAUCUUUUUAAGUGGGAGAACUUGCACAAUUGGUGGCUGACUAAAUACUUUUUUCCCCCACUGUAUGUUGAGCAUUUGUUGGCUGAUUUUCCUUCACUCUGUGGUCCAACUCAUCACAAUUGGGUUGAGGUCAGGUGAUUGUGGAGGCCAGGUCAUCUGAUGCAGCACUCCAUCACUCUCCUUCUUGGUAAGAUAGCACUUACACAGCCUGGAGGUGUGUUGGGUCAUUGUCCUGUUGAAAAACAAAUGACAGUCCCACUAAGCCCAAACCAGAUGGGACGGCGUAUCGCUUCAGAAUGCUGUGGUAGCCAUGCUGGCUAAGUGUGCUUGAAUUCUAAAUAAAUCACAGACCGUGUCACCAGCAAAGCACCCCCACACCAUAACACCUCCUCCCUGCUUUACGGUGGGAAAUACACAUGCGGAGAUCAUCCGUUCACCAACACCGUGUCUCUCAAAGACACAGCGGUUGGAACCAAAAAUCUCCAAUUUGUUUUUUUGUGCAAAAUGAUAAUUUUCUGUCUGAUAAUGGUGUCGUCAAGGAAUAAAAUGGGCUGUUGUGUGGCCCUCAAGGGAAUCCUUAUUUAACCUUUAUUUAACUAGGCAAGUCAGUUAAGAACAAAUUCUUAUUUACAAUGACAGCCUACACCAGCCAACUGUACGCUGCCCUAUGGGACUCCCAAUCACGGCCAGUUGUGAUACAGCCUGGAAUCGAACCAGAGGGUCUGUAGUGACGCCUCAAGCACUGAGAUGCAGUGCCUUAGACCGCUGCGCCACUCAGGAGCCUUUGUGUUAGAAAUGCCAGAGCCGAUUUAUGGUCCCAGUCCGCCCUUCCUACAAAUUGAAGGAAACUAACACUGAAGUGACAGUUAAACAUGUGUGUGGGUAUUACUGAGAGUGGCUACUGAUAGUGGCUAAUAUUAAACAUGAAACUAAUUGAGAAAAGUCUUGGUGUAUAAUUUAACCAUUAAUUACAGUAUAGUGCACAAAUCAACUCGGUCGGUCCGGCGAUACUGUCUUUGCGCAAGGCUUUCCAUAUAGGGUACAGUGGCAUAUUUAGCUUGGGUCUCCAAAUUCCAUUCCCACAAAUUAUGAGGCCAUACAAUUAUAAUUCAGAAUUACAGCACAGCUAUUUAUAGCCAAAAUACCUAUCAUAAUGAUAUCAUUUUCAGCUUGCUUCCACAUGACUGGUUUCACAUUAUUCUCAAGUGAUCAUAAGGAAAAGUAAUCUAAAGCAAUCGCUAUGCUUUCUCAGUAUUUGUGUUUAUCAUCCCCUUCUCCAAACUGAUUACACCUAAUAAUUUACCUGUAAUAGCUCUUAUCAAAUUAUAAAUUAUAGUGCAUGGAUAAUGGUGUCAUUCUUAUCGGAGAAAAUCAUGAGAGGUGUUUUCCCACUUGCAACCGAUAGGUUGCGCAACAUUAUUCAUGGGUUCCUCACGCGUAAAGGUGCUGGAAUUAUCCGGAAAUUAAAUCAAGAUCAGAAUACGCGUAUCUGUAGACACACCUCUGCCACACCUCCAUUUCUGUGAUCUCCAUCCCAAACGUAUACACUACUGGUCAAAUGUUUUAGAACACCUACUCAUUCAAGGGUGUUUCUUAAUUCUUUACUAUUUUCUACAUUGUAGAAUAAUAGUGAAGACAUCAAAACUAUGAAAUAACACAUAUCUUUGCUUAUUUGAGCUGUUCUUGCCAUAAUAUUUUACAUUUUUAAUUUUUUUUGUCAUUUAGCAGACACUCUUAUCCAGAGCGACUUACAGUUAGUGAGUGCAUACAUUUUCAUACUGGCCCCCCAUGGGAAACAAACCCACAACCCUGGUGUUGCAAGCACCAUGCUCUACCAACUGAGCUACAGGAUACUAAUAUGGACUUGGUCUUUUACCAAAUAGGGCUAUCUUCUCUAUACCCCCCCUACCUUGUCACAACACAACUGAUUGGCUCAAAUGCAUUAAGAAGGAAAGAAAUUCCACAAAUUCAUUUUUAAGAAGGCACACCUGUUAAUUGAAAUGGAUUCCAGGUGACUACCUCAUGAAGCUGGUUGAGAGAAUGCCAAGAGUGUGCAAAGCUGUCAUCAAAGCAAAGGGUGGCUAUUUUAAAUAUAAAAUAUAAAAUCUAUUUUGAUUUGUUUAACACUUUUUGGGUUACUACAUCAUUCCAUAUUUGUUAUUUCAUUGUUUUGAUGUCUCCACUAUUAUUCUACAAUGUACCCUUGAAUGAGUAGGUGUUCUAAAACUUUUGACCGGUAGUGUAGCUGGCUGGCACAUGCGCUUCCCGAAGUUCAAGGUCAGAAUACGUGUAGAGAGAAAAGUGCAUAAAAAGAGAAUGUAGUUCCAUUUACGCGUGCAUAACUAUGGUCUGAAUUCCCCCCCAGGUGAACGCCUGCUGAAAUAGGCAUGUAAACUGUAGUGCUACCUAUCUCCAUCUGUAGAGGGAGCUGGUGAGGUAUAUCUGGCACUACCAAUACCUGAGCUGGCCUGACCAUGGAGUGCCCAACGAGCCUGGGGGCGUGCUCAGCUUCCUGGAGCAGGUCAACCGCACGCAGAGCGCAAUUCCAGACACCGGGCCCAUUGUGGUCCACUGCAGGUAAAACAGACAGAGGGCACACAUUGUGACAGAUGGCACGUAUCAGACACAACACCUCUCCAAGCCCUACUGACAUAAAGGAGGUCAUUAAAGGGCCUAAAUGCCUCUCUGUUUGUGAUGACCGUCCUUAUUGGUUAUGUUUGGGAGAACACCGUCAUGUGAUAUGGAAAGAUAAAUAUAUAAUUACGGGUCUAGUAGUCUAGGACUGUAUACAUCAAGAGUACACCAUUAAUCAGUGUUAUACUAUACAUUUAACAGACCAAAAAGUAGGAUGUAUUUUCACAUUUUAGUAUAAAGCUCAGUAUUUCAUAUAGAUUUGUUCAUAUUUGUAAGUGUAACAUAUUAGUAGUGCAGGAAUACUCAGGAGCCAAUGGUCAUAGAGUAUGCCCAAAAUUCUGCUUGUAACUUUAGCGGAAUGGUAGUUUGGGUCUAUGUCUGUUAUGAAAGUGCCACCUAAUUGUAGUAAUAUAGUGCUAUUGUCUCCUUUGACCCCCCCCAGUGCAGGAAUCGGGAGAACAGGCACCAUAAUUGUCAUUGACAUUCUCAUUGACAUCAUCAACAGACAAGGUAAGAGAAUGUCAAACAUUAUGGUUACCAGUCCUAACCAAACGUUACCGCUAUAAAGUCAGUUCUAUCCAAACGCAAUGGCUCUGACAUCAGUCCUGGCCAAACGUUACGGCUCUGACAUCAGUUCUAGGCAAACGUUACGUCUCUGACAUCAGUCCUAUCCCAAUGUAACGGCUCUGACAUCAGUUCAGUCCAAACCUUACAGCUCUGAUAUCAGUCAUAUCCAAAUGUUACAGCUCUGAGAUUGUUUCCUAUCCAAACGUUACGGCUCUGACAUCAGUCCUAUCCAAACGUUACGGCUGUGAGAUCCUGUUUUUUUGGAAGGAUCUGCAUGUAGUGGAGAUUAGGAUUUGGGAGAAAUCUGUGUAACUGUGCUAAAUAUGCUGCCCUUUGACCUUUGUGUGUGUGUUUCAGGAUUAGACUGUGAUAUCGACAUCCCUAAGACCAUCCAGAGGGUCCGUCAGCAGCGGUCAGGCAUGGUGCAGACGGAGGCCCAGUAUAAGUUCAUCUACAUGGCCGUCCAGCAGUACAUUGACACGGCACAGAAGAGACUGGAGGAGGAGCAGGUACCUACCAAACACUCAGUAGUAUAGGAGUAGUGGAAGUAGUUCUGUAAUAUUGUCACUACUGUGGCAGUAGUAGUAUUCUAGCAGUAAACGUGGCCCUUUUAGUCACAGUUACUGUAUAUUAGCAAGGAACAGUAGUAGUUAUUACUAAAGCUACUAGUAACUACUGUACCAACAGCAGUAUUGCAGUACAUAUUCUCUAAAAGGACUGUCUGGAGCCUAGGUAUUGCCUUACAGUUGGAGCCCCAAACAUUUUAUAAUUGCUUGAUUCAAAGGAACAAUCAAGUUGAACCCGAGUUACAGGGAUUACAUUUCUGGGUGUCAACCAGCAAAACAUGUUGGCCAGGUGCGCGUUAUGCUACCCUGUCUCAAUGAUGAACGAACUUAUUUUUCAUGUUAUAAAAACAUGGUUUCUUGUGGCCACUUUGCAGAGGAACAAAACGAAGGAGAGGGAGUACUCCAAUAUCAAAUACCCCCAGAUGACCAACGCCCGGUCAAAACCCAACAUGACAUGUGUGUCACGCUCCUCCUCUGUGUGA